AUGAAUGUGUCCCAAGAGAUGCGAAUAGUAGCAAUAGACUUGCGCAAGCGGAUUAUCGCCGCCAUCAGAGAUGCCGAUAACGCGGAAGAAGUCGAAGAAUUUUUCAAUGUGUCAAAAGACGAUUAUCAUUAUAUUUUAGAUGCUAUCGAUGAAGAUGAUGAUGAAGAUAAAGUAAUACGCAAACUCGUAUACGCUGAGGAACUCAAACUCCUUACCGCCACCCUGCCUAACCGACUUCAUCAAGCGUACCUUGCCCCGAUGAGCGCCACACUGCUCGGCGCCGUGGGGUCGAUAGGCAUCCCUUACCGAUUCGGGCAGAUCCGCAUUCAAACCGACAUUCAUCUUCUCAGCGCCGUUGGCCUCAAACUUGGAGUGCCGGACAUGUUGAUGGAGUACAAGGACCCGGACGGUGAUUGCAUCCCCCUCUGGGCCACUGAAAUCAGUGCCUCCCAGACGAAGAAAUCGGCGACAAGGAGACUCGGCGGCUUCAUGAAGGAUCGCGGGGAUCUCCUCGCCAUCACGUCCAUCGACGUGAAAGAAAAGAAGAAGCAUGUGGGGCCCCGGUCAGGGUCAGAGGCGGUUGAGGUCUUAGAGGAACACGGAUCAGUCUCAACGUUUUCGCAGUGGCUGUCGCACACGGCCCCCAACGACGAGGACCCUACCGUCAUGAAAACAUUCCGUCACGUCUGGCAGCAUCCUAUCACCGUGACGAUAACAACGUGGCUUCGCCGCCCGACGGCAGUUUCAGUAUUAAGGAGAAGAAUCCCGAUCUUUGCGCAACAGCGGACUUGUUUCCUGAGCGCUGUGAUCUUGAAGAAAUUGAUCACGUUUUUCGACGUUUCCAAGGAUGCCGCCUUCGAUCGUAUUCGUGCGUGGUCUCCUCCGGAACCGCUGAACGAUUGGGACCGUCUCGCCGAUGAGAUUAUCGUCGGCGCGAGGCAAACGGGAUACACGCGUUAUGCUGGCUGUCAUCAAAACAUCCUCAAGCGCAAAGCAGAAGCAGAUGAAGUGACCACCGGAGGUUCUGGAUCUACGAAGAGGACCAGGGCAGCUUAG
Molecule: messenger RNA, 1056 nt
Organism: Suillus clintonianus
Lineage: Eukaryota; Fungi; Basidiomycota; Agaricomycetes; Boletales; Suillaceae
Exons: 7
Coding region: 1-1056 (351 amino acids)
Source: RefSeq, a predicted model, not a curated record